Molecule: messenger RNA, 1624 nt
Organism: Sorghum bicolor (sorghum)
Lineage: Eukaryota; Viridiplantae; Streptophyta; Magnoliopsida; Poales; Poaceae
Exons: 4
Coding region: 104-754 (216 amino acids)
Cellular component (GO): cytoplasm
Molecular function (GO): mRNA binding
Source: RefSeq, a predicted model, not a curated record
UCUUCCAGUUACUUGGCGCCAGUAUCCGUUGCCCGUUGCAGUGGUGAGUAGGUGACAGUUCCCCUUCCAGACCCCGAAACUUCGAAGAGCCCUAACUAAACCCAUGGCGCUCUCCGCCGCUCGCCGGCUCUCCACCACUACUUCCACCUCCUCCUCGGCCGCAGCCGCCGCGGCGCCGCCGAAGCUCUCCUCGCUGUUCCGCAAUCCGAAGCCUCGACCGCGGCCGGACCCCGGCGUCGAUGCGCCGCGGCGGGGGCCUAGGCCCAAGCCGAGGCAGCCUUGGGAGGAGGAGGCGGGGGCGCUGCUGCGGCGGCUCCACGAGGGGGGCUAUCUCCCGGGGCCCGACCUCUCUUCGGCGCCGCACGCCGCCUCCCCCGACUCCGUCAAGACCGCCGCCGAGCGGUUCGGGCACGACCACCAGCCCGUCGCCAAAUGGCUGUCAGGGAGUGAUUUGAAGAAGGUUGCCUUGUUUGGGUGUCCCACUGUUGAGCGAAGAACGGUUUUCGCAUCAAAAAGAUUAAGAGUGUUCUUCAACCUCCAGGAAGACAAAAUAUGCAGCUCUUGUAAACUGAGAAGUUCGUGCAAGUUUGUGAACCAGGAAGUGGUUAGGCAUAAUAAAGUGAUUCUAUCAGAUACAAUGAGAAUUAUUUCUUUGUUUGUACUGGAUGCUUGCGCGCAGCAACUCCAGGUUACUGCUGAGUUAAAAGCCAGCGUCUGCAAGCUGCUGAAGGAUACCAUAAAUCUUAGCAGUUAAUUGCUGAACAUCCAGAGCAGAACUCUGCAGUUUUAUUUAUUUAUUUAUUUAUUUAUUUUUAGUCCUAGUUGUAAUAGAGUGCUGUCAGCAUUUAUUUGGAGGAAAUAGCCAAGGCCCAUGUUUGACGCUGAUAUCGCAAUCGCUCCCUGUCAAGGUUAGAGUGCGCUAUGAAGCGGUGAGAUCUCACAUCAGUUCGUUGGCAUCUGGCCUCCGGAUUCUGAGGACUUGAGGAGUGAACACUGAAGACAACUAAUAACAUCCAGCUGUAAGAGCCCUAUUGAGAGGGGCCCUUGGUGGGUGGCGGCUAGGGUUUGGGAAGAGAGGAGAGGGAGGUGGCUCAGAGACAGAGAGGACAGAGGAGAGGGAGACGCUAGGAGAGGGUCGGAGUCGGCAGGGAGAGACAGAGAGGUAUGGGAAGGGGUAAUUUUUCUUCUAUUGCUUAAUUAGAUUGAUCACAUCAUUCUUGCAUAUAUAGUUCCUAUUGGACUAUCCCAAGCAACUACGGGAGAUCCUUGUAGAUUGGAUUACAUAACAAACCAUACUCUAAUAUGGUAAACCUCCUAACCUAAUCCCUUCCGAGCCGGCUAGCGCCCCUACUUGGGCUUCCCUAGUCCCGUUAGCUCUAGGUUAGGGGCCUCUCAUUAGACGAAUGGCACCAUCAAUCCUGGAUAAGCAUCAGGUCUCAUGUUUGCUUGAUGUCCCGACAACCUCGCUAUAUCUGCAUUGAAUUGCCUAACGAUGUACAGGAACUGUGGACGUUGACGGCGACCUCAAGAUGGAACAAUUUGAUGACAUUAUCACAUAAUAGUUCAUUCCCCUUGGGACAUGAUGAUAAGCACGUUUGUCAAGUUCCUUGUCCCUGAAGCAUCA